UAACGAACGACUAGGUUGGCUCGCUCCCGCUCGCCAUAUAUACACACCAAAUACAGGUGCAGAAUAAUAGGAAAGGAAGGAUGUAGAUGACAGGUGAACCAGUGGCCUUCUGGACUAUAUCCCAUCGCCAACCGGGGGCGGGCUCCUGGACGACCACUGGACCACCCAUAGACAGAAGAAUGACAUAAUAACUGAGUAAGUCCUAUCGUUUGUGAGACGAACGAACAUUGGAGAAGUGAGAUGUUGAGUAACAGACACACAGAAGGACAGACAGACAGACUACUGUACCAGAGCAUACCGUAAACUUAAGCGCUGCGCCGCUCUAAGUACGGACAGUCCCGUAUUCUGGAGCCCGAACAGAGACUCCGGAUGUGACGUCACGUUCAAUUAUCUCUUUUUUUGUGCAAAUAUCUGAAAUAGUAAAAAUCCAAGAAAACGAGAAACAAGUGUAGGAGUGGGUGGUUAAAGUUAAAAGAAAGAAAAACAAUUAUCUCACCCACUUUACGCGCGUGCCAUGCGUAUAUACUUUUGCAUUCACUGGUCAUUCUGCUGCUUGCUGCAUGCUGCGGUCGAUUCCUCAUGCGCGCAUGCGUAAUCCUGCCCAAUUUCUGCCACACCCCUUUCACGCGCGCCGAGACGAGAUGGCGUCCCCGUCUGGGGACUCGUGCGGCACUCUUUCGGACUCAGAAGAAAUGGGGUACGAAGAGGAUAUUGAAGGGAAACUGGAAUCAUCUUGUGACAGUAGACAGGUUUAUUUGCCUGGACAGGAUGAGUGUCAGCCGGAGGAGAUGGAUCACGAGAGUUCAGCAUAUCAUAUGCUUCACACUGCUCAAAGUGGUGCUCCGUGUCUCAGCUUUGACAUUAUAAGAGAUUCCCUUGGUGAUGGUCGCACAAGUUUUCCUCUUACUUGUUACGUAAUGGGAGGUACCCAGGCACAACCUGGUCGGCAGAACUUCAUUGUCCUCAUGAAACUGUACAAUCUCGUCAGGACACUGGUUGAGGAUGGAGAAGAUGACGAUGAAGACGAUGGGGAGGAAGGUCCUCAGAUGGAGUCUGUCAUGAUCCAACAUACUGGGGCUGUCAAUAGACUUAGGGUAGCUGAAGGUGUUCAAAGAAAUUUAGUGGCAACAUGGUCUGAGCAAGGGACUGUGAGUGUGUGGGACACUUCUCGUCAUGUGAUACUACUGGACAGCCCUAGUGUGGGUGGUGCUGAGGCAUCUGCUGCCUGCCUGAGAGGACACCAAGAGGACCCUCUCUAUGCCUUCUCUGGGCACCAGACAGAGGGCUACGGGCUGGCCUGGUCUCCCACCUUCCCUGGCAGACUUGCUACUGGAGACUGCACUAAGAACAUCUACAUUUGGGAGCCCAAAGAAGAAGGGGUGUGGCAGGUUGGACCUAACCCGCUAGUUGGACAUACAAAUUCAGUGGAGGAUAUUCAGUGGAGUCCCAAUGAGCCUAGUGUGCUGGCCACAUGCUCAGUGGACCAGACGGUGCGUAUUUGGGACUGCCGGGCCAAGGCUGAAAAGGCGUGCAUGCUCACCACAAAUGCUCACAACACUGAUGUCAACGUUAUCUCAUGGAACCAUUCAGAACCUCUGCUGGUGUCUGGAGCUGAUGAUGGCUCUCUAAAGAUAUGGGACCUGCGCCAGUUUGGCAAGGGAGAAGCUUCUGCAGAGUUCCAGUACCACUCUGGUCCUGUGACCAGUGUGGAGUGGGCGUGGCAUGACUCCACUGUGUUUGCUUCGUCAGGAGCGGACCACCAGGUGAUGUGUGAAAACAGGGUCAAGAUGUGGUUCAGGCAGUGUGUGUAUUGGUAUACUGCAGGUGGUGCAGUGGGACUUGGCAGUGGAGAGGGACGGAGGAAAUGAUGAGGUGGAGGGGGUUCCUCCUCAGCUCCUGUUCAUCCACCAGGGACAGAGGGAGCUAAAAGAACUCCACUGGCAUCCUCAGCUUCCUGGGGUGCUAAUUACUACUGCUCUCUCAGGAUUCAAUAUAUUUCGAACUAUCAGUGUCUAGUAUGAGCAGACUUCAACAUAACCUUUGCACCCGGGUCAUCUGCGUGCGCGCGCAGGCAACUGGGGCGCUCGUGCCUCGUUCCCAGGCAACGGAGCCAGAGAUGACUUCUUAUUGCUGCUGGCCAUGAUAUUUAGAUUGCGCUGCUGUUCCUCACGGUGUGACAUGUAAGAGUAG
Molecule: messenger RNA, 2190 nt
Organism: Geodia barretti
Lineage: Eukaryota; Metazoa; Porifera; Demospongiae; Tetractinellida; Geodiidae
Source: the annotation of a GenBank genome assembly